Molecule: messenger RNA, 771 nt
Organism: Coniosporium apollinis CBS 100218
Lineage: Eukaryota; Fungi; Ascomycota; Dothideomycetes
Exons: 3
Coding region: 1-771 (256 amino acids)
Source: RefSeq, a predicted model, not a curated record
AUGGCAGCGCAAAAGGUCUGUCUCAUAACUGCUGGCUCAGCCGGCCUUGGAGCACAAAUAGCACGCGUCUUGGCGCCAGACUUUCGCGUCGUCGUCAACUACGCGAACAACGCCCAACGAGCCCAAUCCCUCCUCGCUGAGCUCUCCCAGGUCCCAGCCACCACGCCUUCCGAUGUCGAGCAGAAGCAGCCUCGGUUCCAUGCCAUCCAAGCGGACAUGAGCGAAAAGUCCGCGGUACAGGGCCUCGUGCGUGAAACGCUCUCCACUAUGGGCCGGCUCGACGUUGUUGUCUCGAAUGUUGGCUGGACACGGAUGACAACCUUCGCCAACCUCGACGAGGGCACGCUGGACGAGGACUGGGACAAGUGCUUCGUGUACAACGUCAAGACCCACCUCUGGCUUAUGCAUGCCGUCCGGAGCGCGCUGGACGAGAGCGAGGGCUGCUUCAUCAGCACGGCGUCAGUGGCUGGGGUGAAACCGAGCGGUAGUUCACUGCCGUACGCGGUAACGAAGGCGGCGCAGAUACAUUUGGCGAAGAGCUUGGCGGUUAUCUGCUCGCCGAAGAUAAGGGUGAACUCGGUGUCGCCGGGCAUGCUGUUGACGGAGUGGGGAAUGAAGUUUCCGGAGAGUAAGAGGGAAGCUGCGAUAAAGAACACGAAGCUAAAGAGGCUGGCGACUGUAGAGGAUGUUGCGAAUCAAGUACGGACGCUGGCACUGAGCAUGUCUGCAACAGGCCAGAAUAUAGUCAUAGAUGGUGGUUCAUCUUUAUAG